AUGACGGACACACCUAAAGAGAAGGAUAUCGCGGCAUCGACCUCGCCUGCCCUCAGCGAUGUCGAAAUCGGCGAGAUCAAAGAUGUCAAGAAUGCAGAUGCCGCGCUGGACUUCCUUCGCCAUGAGGAAGGCAGCGUUCGAGAGAUGACACCUGAGGAUGAAAGAAAACUCCGCCGAAAGAUCGACUGGAUGAUUGUGCCGUUGAUGUGGUGCUGUUACUGUCUUCAGUACCUUGACAAGACGCUCAUCAACUACGCCAACGUUAUGGGUCUGAAAGAGGACACGAACAUGACGAAGGAUCAGUUCAGCAACCUGGCCCUUAUCUUCUAUGUUUCGUACCUAGCCUUCGAGUUCCCACAUGGAUAUGCGAUGCAGCGGCUUCCGACUGCGAAGUAUCUCGGGGCGAUGGUCUUUCUCUGGGGCGUCAUUGUGACAGUAACCAGUGCUUGCAAGAACUACGGCGCUCUCGUCACAACCAGAGUCCUCCUCGGCGUCUUCGAGUCAGCUGUCGCACCCUCCCUCAUCCUCAUCACUUCCAUGUGGUACAAACGCAACGAGCAACCACCACGAGUCGGCUUCUGGUAUCUCGGCACAGGCACCGGAACCAUCUUCGGCAGCCUCAUCUCCUUCGGCUUCCAGCACGUCACCAACCGCACCUUCUACUCCUGGCAAAUCAUGUUCCUCACCGUCGGCCUCGUAACCUGCUGUGUCGGCAUCCUCGUCUUCUUCAUCCUGCCUGACAACCCGAUGAAAUCCCGCCUCUCGCAUGAAGAGAAAGUCUGGGCCAUUGAGCGUCUCCGAGAGAACCAGACGGGAAUCGAGAACAUCCACUUCAAACCGGCCCAAGUCGCUGAAUGCUUCAUGGACCCUCAAACCUGGCUCCUCGCAUUAAUCUGCACCUCCUCCUCCGUCCCCAACGGCGCCGUCUCCAGCUUUCAAGCAACCAUCAUCAAGAACUUCGGCUAUGACUCCAAACAAACCGCCCUCCUCUCCAUCCCCUCCGGCGGCGUCUCCAUCGUCGCGAUCCUCUGCUCAACCUACCUCGCAGGCAAGUACAACCAGCGCGGAGUCCAAGUCGUCGCCCUGCUCAUCCCAGGCAUCCUCGGCGGCGCCAUGAUGGCCUUCCUGCCGGACACCAACAAAGCCGGCAAGUUAAUAGGCAACUACCUCACCAACGUCAUCGGCGCCUCCCUCCCGCUGCUCUACUCCUGGGUCUCCGCAAACUACGCCGGCCACACGAAGAAAGUCACCAUGAACGCCAUCCUGCUCAUGGCCUUCUGCUUAGGCAACAUCAUCGGACCCCUGACGUUUCGAGGACAGGAUGCGCCUGGGUAUGUCCCCGCGAAGAUUACGAUUAUUGUGACUUGUGCGGCGGCGAUUGGGUUUACGGUUUUGUUGUGGUUUUAUUAUACGGCGGUUAAUCGGAGGAGAGAUCGGUUUGUGCGGGAGGGAGGCGGGGAGAGGGGGAGGGAUAUUGCGUUUGCUGAUGUGACGGAUUUGAAGAAUAAGGGGUUUAGGUAUAGGCUUUGA
Messenger RNA from Zasmidium cellare ATCC 36951, 1530 nucleotides. RefSeq lists its product as uncharacterized. Gene Ontology annotation, molecular function: transmembrane transporter activity. The record is from RefSeq and is a predicted model, not a curated record. Gene Ontology annotation, biological process: transmembrane transport. Lineage: Eukaryota; Fungi; Ascomycota; Dothideomycetes; Mycosphaerellales; Mycosphaerellaceae. Gene Ontology annotation, cellular component: membrane. Bases 1 to 1530 code for a protein of 509 amino acids. The transcript has a single exon.